Molecule: messenger RNA, 324 nt
Organism: Xyrichtys novacula (pearly razorfish)
Lineage: Eukaryota; Metazoa; Chordata; Actinopteri; Labriformes; Labridae
Source: the annotation of a GenBank genome assembly
AUGUUUUUUAUAAACUAUUGUCAGAACAUGUCUCCCACAUACAUGUCUGAUUGGUCUCUCCCCUCAUUGUUUCCCUUCGGCUCUCACAUUGCAACCCAAGAUGAAAUCUAUGCAAUAACUGUUCUGCCAAACUUUUCCUCUGAGAAUGUGAUGCUGUAUGCUGUCAAGUCAACUCCCGGUCGAUGGUUUGCUAUGUCUCACCUUCUCACAUCAGAAGUCUUUAUCUUACUGUCUUUACAUGAGAGAAUUUCUCUGUUUCCAAACUGUGUUUAUUACGGACCAAGUCAGGGCCAGUUUUAUGGCGGAAGUGUUCUUGCCAAAUGA